Photinus pyralis (common eastern firefly) is the source of this 3762-nucleotide messenger RNA. RefSeq lists its product as uncharacterized. Gene Ontology annotation, molecular function: transmembrane transporter binding. Lineage: Eukaryota; Metazoa; Arthropoda; Insecta; Coleoptera; Lampyridae. Gene Ontology annotation, cellular component: trans-Golgi network transport vesicle; membrane; Golgi apparatus. The transcript is spliced from 8 exons. Gene Ontology annotation, biological process: negative regulation of protein localization to cell surface. The coding region runs from base 93 to 2564 and encodes 823 amino acids. The record is from RefSeq and is a predicted model, not a curated record.
AUGGCAGCGAUUUGACAAACGUCAAUUCGUUUGACAUGUUUGUAGUCCUUAUAAGUUACAAUCCAACACAAGCUUAAUUUUAUUUAAAUAAAAUGGCUAGUGUAGGAUUUAGAUGGUUAGAUAUACUAGAAAAAGAAUUUGAUAAAGCAUUUGUAGAUUUAGAUUUAGCUAUAGGCGAAUUGGAUCCAGAGGAACUUGACAUAGUGUAUAGAGUGCGGCAAAAGUUAUGCACUUUAAGCUCGUGCUUUGCUCAACUCACCCACAAGUCGCAAACCAUCUUUCAAAGCAGCGCAAAGAUUGAGGCCGAACUUAUUCAUAUGCGCGCAGAAUUAAUAGAGUCAAGGGCAAAAAGGGAACUGCUGGAGCAAGAACUGCACAAUUUACUUCUGCAACUGCACACCUCACAAUUGUCUCAACUACCUACCAUAACCGGGAAUAAGGUGCAAAAUUCUAAAUUUGAGCCUGAUGCCAGUAAUAUUAAGAAAAAGUUCGAAAACGAAAUCAAAAGUAGUCCAACGCAUAAUCUCAGUAACGGAGCUAUUAAAGAGAAGGAUGAACUGAAAUUUAGUCCGGCCUUAGUUGAACUUGCACAGUAUCGCGCCGAAAAUUCGCAAUUGCAGUUGGAGAAUGGGAGUUUACGCAAUUCCAUUGUCGCCUUGAAUAGUGAAGUAUACGGAGCCAAACUUGCGGCGCAGUAUUUAGAUAAGGAGCUCGCCGGUAGAAUUCAGCAAUUGCAACUUCUGGGGCGAGAAAUGCAAGGCGACGUUCGAAAUAAACUUUGGAGGCAAUUAGAAUCGGAGAUACUUUUACAGAGACAUAAGACUGUCGUACGCGCUUGUCGUCGUAAUAGUAUUUUAAGUAACCAUUCAGAAGUCGCGUCUGCGAAACCUAGCAUUCCAGUCAUAAACGAGGAGAAUACGCAACAUUUCGGCGACGUCCGUACCAUUAUGGUUAAGCGGAAGAACGGGCAGGGGUUAGGUAUAAGUAUAACGGGCGGACGUGAACACGGCGUGCCUAUUUUAAUAUCGGAACUUGAACCAAAUGGGCCGGCGGCCAUGUCGGGACAACUGUACAUAGGUGAUGCAAUUUUGUAUGUUAACGAUAGAGAUUUGCGGCAGGCUUGCCAUCGUGAAGCUGUCGAUAUACUUCAACAGCAAACUGGUGAUUGUAGACUACAGGUUCAAUACAUUGCCGCCGAUGACAGUGAUAAUUCAUUGGAGGAGGAUGGAUUUAAUUUUCGAUUUUUCGAUAAUGAAGUAUGUGACCCAAACGAUUUGGUAAGUUUGCAUCCAUUACAUUCAUCAGGCCUGAUGAAUACUCCAACUGCCCCAAGAACGCCCGAGUCUACAAAUAGUCGCACAGAAUCGAGGAAUUGUAGUGGUAGGCAAAGUCCUCACACAUUUAAACCGCAGAUGUCUUACCUAAUGGGAACCGAGGAACCACCAACUUUAAAUAAUUUUACGAAUAACAAUGACAUAGCUUGUGACGAUAAUGUAACGCAACCCCUCUACAAUUCCAUUAUAACAUCUACCCCAAACGAUAAUAACCUAGACGAGCAAAUUGGGGAGAUUAAUAGCAAUAUUAUUGAGACGACAAACGAAUACUCUUUAAAUGAGGAAAACUUGCUAAUCACCGAUAACUAUGCCCACAAUAAGGUUAUUAAUAGUAGUUGUAUCGAUAACCCAAGUCAUAAAAUCUUAAAAAAGCGUGAGAAUGGCGACGAAAAUCUGAAUUGUUCAACCAAUUCUUUAGUCUCCGAUAAUUUGUCAUCACCCAUGCAAACGAGUACAGACGUAUUUUUAGACUCUGAAAUUUUAUCGACAGACGCCGCUUCAAACGAUUCUCACUCGCCCAAAAACACCGAAAAAAAAUCUGACACCCAAAGCAAUCUGUUAGAAAUGAAGAGAUUUAACGAAUUUUGCUUAACGUACAACCAGCCGGGCCUAUACGCUUCGAACGAGAACAUCUCGAACGUCAAGAGCGACCAAAGCCUUUUGAACUCGGCAGAAAGUUGCGACAGCUCCCCUUUGCACAAAUUUAAUCGGGACUACAAGAAACCAUCCAAGAAGUACAAAAGCAAGAAGCAUUUUGGCGUCAAAACGUUGCAGAGUAUUUUUAGUAGACGUGACGGUUAUUCAGAUAUUUCAAGCACCGCAUCCGAGUUGGACGACGUCACCAAGUCGGUCGAAGUGGAGAAGCCAGACGAUAACUCGUAUACCGAAGAGGUCACCCAGAAGAACGCAACGUCGGAAACUUGUCCGCAGUUCGAAGAAAAUUUGCAUCACUUCCUCUCGGAGACUUUUUCAAAAAAUUUUUCUUCUUUAGACUCCAAUUCUAGUAUUACAAUCAAUAAAAGCACAGGUACAAAGAAGUUUUUUAAGCUAAACGGUCAAAAUUUACGUAUCGGAAAGGCGUUGCGUUUGUGUCCUAAUGAUGAGUUAGCGGAUGAAACGGGUGCAGAUACCGAUCAAAAGAAGGAUAAGUUAUUAGCUAGGUAUGUUUAUAAUUCGAAUUUAGUUAGCGUCGAUGGAAUAGGCGAUCCAGAUUUUGGUACUCCUGUUUAAAUUUAAGUUUACUUUACAUAUUUGACGUUGACCACUUCAUUUUUCAUGUCGUAACGCUGGCUGUAUUCAUUAAUUGAAAUUUGAGAUUCGGCAUUAAAGAAAAAGACACAGUUUGCGCUUUUCUGCAAAAUUCUCCUGGAUUACAUAGGGUAAGCUUUAAGAUACCUAUUCAUAGUCACAAAUGCAUUUAUUGGUUACCAAAAGACUGACCCGAAGCAUGCGAGCUAAUGCGUUUUGAUGAAGUGUUUGGUUUUCCAUUCGUAUAAUUUUGUGUGUGUAUGAUAUUCACGUUACGAGCUGCUAUUUUUUUUAAUCCUUCAUAAAUUAAUGAAUUGCAAUUUUUCCUAGUUAGGAAAACUGCCAUCCUCACAUCGCUUAUUUAUAGCCAAUUCAUUAUUAAGUAAAAAUGCAACAGAAAAACUUUUUUGUGAAUUUAUGAAUAGCCGGCGUUAAUCACUUUUAUUCUGUUAGAUUUAUUUAAUUAUUAUUAAUGAGGGUUAUUCAGAUGUUUUAACUUUUAGUAACGUUGUAUAGUGUAGGAACAUAUUUUGAUAAUUAUCUGUGGGCCUUUGAUGCCUUAAAUUUGGAUGUAAGAAUUGGCAAACGUUUCAUUGAUAGAUAGAACAUGUAAAACGGCUCAGACGUUUCUAUGAGGUUGUAAUGUACCUGAUGGUAUUAUGAGGAAUGCGUGCCUCAGAAUCCUUUCCUUUCUACUUUUGGAUUAUAUUUGUCUGUAGAACAGGGCUUUUUAUGAGACAGUUAUUUUUUUAUUCUAUUUACAUUUGACUAAAUUAGAGGCGUUUGUUUCAAGGGACACGAUAUACGAUAACGCUUCCACAAUACAAUUUUUGAAUCUGUUGAGUGCUUAUACACUAAGUUCAGUAUAAGAAUGCUCAGUAUUGCCCCUUGCAUCUUAAAGUUAGUUUAUUUUACAGUGUAGGAAACUUCAAACGCUUAUUUUUUCUUAUUUCUCAGAUACUCGUGCUGGGCAUUCUAAUACUGGGCACCCCGCAUAAAUACGUUCGCUCUGGAGCAAUUGCUUAGGUAUUUCUCUUUACAGUAAAAUUAUGUACCUACCUACUUCUAAACUUUUCGUCUCUGCAUGAUAUUGUUAAGAAUAAAUAAAGAAAAAGUGUAUUGAUAUAGUUGUAGUCCUAAUUUAUAACGCAGUAUUAAUUAACAACAAAAUAUGAAACUG